Mauremys mutica (yellowpond turtle) is the source of this 2747-nucleotide messenger RNA. It is a transcript of the gene MTMR12, whose product is annotated as myotubularin related protein 12. NCBI's taxonomy places the organism in Eukaryota, Metazoa, Chordata, Testudines, Geoemydidae. The record is from RefSeq and is a predicted model, not a curated record. The transcript has 16 exons. The coding region runs from base 1 to 2382 and encodes 793 amino acids.
AUGGGAGGGGUUAACUACGUGAGCCGCAGGCGGGCGGCGCUGCAGCCUGAGGAGCCUGACGAGGAGUCUUGGGAGGAGCUGGUGCCGCUGCCGCCGUCGUGCCCGCUGGCCGGCACCGCCGCGGGGAGCUGGGGCGGGCGGGAAGCGCCCGGAGCCAUGUUGGGGAAAGGGGCCGGCGGCAGCGGGGCCAAGCCCGCCAAGCCUUCCUUCGUGUCCUACGUCAGCCCGGAGGAAAUACACAAAAAGGAACCCAUAGAAAAGGAAGUAAAUCUUCACCUGUUACCAGGUGAAUUGCUGCUCUGUGAGGCAAACACCGUAUUAAAAUGUGUACAAGAAGAUGGGUCAAAUCGUGGAGCCUGCGGGAAACUCAUUUGCACAAACUUCAAGAUUGCUUUUCUUGGUGAUGAAUCUGCUUCGGAUGAUAAUGAGCCAGAAUUUAAGAAUAAGAUCAUAGGAGAAAAUGACAUAACUCUGCAUUGUAUAGACCACAUUUAUGGAGUUUAUGAUGAGAAAAAGAAAUCUCUAUCUGGACAACUGAAAAAAUACCCAGAGAAAUUAAUCAUCCACUGUAAAGAUCUUAGAGUAUUUCACUUCUGUCUGAGAUACACAAAGGAAGAGGAGGUAAAAAGGAUCGUCAGUGGCAUAGUUCAUCAUAGCCAGACUCCUAAACUACUUAAACGCUUGUUUCUGUUCUCUUAUGCAACAGCUGUGCCAACCAAUACAGACAUACAAAACCAAACUGUGAUGUUUGAUGCUAUUAAGGAUUGGCGUGUGGAGUUGGAACGGACCAAAGGGAACAUGAAAUAUAAAGUAUUGAGUGCCAACGAAGCCUACAAAGUCUCUGAAAAAUUGCCAUUGUAUUUUGUUGUUCCCAUGUCACUCUCUGAAGAGAGUAUCUUGCAGUACCAAGGAAGAGGCAUUCCUAUUUGGUGUUGGUCUUGCCAUAAUGGUGCUUCUCUUCUCAAAAUGUCUGCUUUUCCCAAAGAACAAGAGGACAACACUUUACAAAUGCACAAAAUUUUCUUGGAUGGCGUUUACAAGACAAUUAACAAACCUCCUUAUGAAGUCUUGAAAACAGAUGACCUUUCAAGCAGCCUUCCAUCUCUUCAAGACAUUCAAGCUGCAUACACUAGAUUUAAACAGCUGUUUCUGAUAGAUAACAGUACAGACUUCUGGGAUACUGAUGUAAAAUGGUUUUCAUUACUGGAGAGCACAAACUGGCUGGAAAUCGUUAGGCGAUGUCUGAAAAAAGCAAUAGAGGUGGCUGAAUAUCUGGAAGGACAGAACACAAACGUUCUCCUUGUAGAGGAGAAUGCCUCUGAUUUGUGCUGUGUGAUCUCCAGUCUAGUUCAAGUGAUGAUGGAUUCACACUACAGAACAAAGUUUGGCUUUCAGAGCCUUAUUCAGAAAGAGUGGGUAAUGGGAGGACAUUGUUUUUUGGAUCGCUGCAACCAUUUACGGCAAAAUGACAAAGAGGAGGCUCCUGUUUUUCUGCUCUUCUUAGAUUGUGUUUGGCAGUUGGUACAACAGUAUCCUCCGGCAUUUGAGUUCACUGAGACUUACUUAACUGUCUUAUCAGACAGUCUUUAUAUUCCUAUUUUUAGCACCUUCUUCUUCAAUUCACAGCAUCAAAAGGACACUAACACGUCUGGAGAAGGCCACAGUGCACAAAGCAGCCAUUUCAGGUUUCUCACAGUUUGGGAUUGGUCUGUGCAGUUUGAAUCUAAAGCGCAGGUUUUGCUCAACAACCCUCUUUAUGUGGAGAAGCCAAAACUAGACAAAAGUCAGCGGAAAACUACACGAUUCAAACAUCAACGACAGCUUUCUUUGCCACUGACGCAAACAAAAUCUUCGCCAAAAAGAGGAUUUUUCAGGGAGGAAACUGAUCACUUUAUUAAAAACAUUCUGGGCAAAAGAAUUAGCAAACUGAUAAAUUCUUCAGAUGAGCUUCAUAAUAACUUUACAGAAUUCUACGAUAGCUGGCACUGUAAACCUGUUGACUUUCAUGGACUUCUGCUGCCUCACAUUGACGGGCCAGGAAUCAAAGUUUGGGCACAGCGAUAUUUACGAUGGAUUCCCGAAGCACAGCUGCUUGGCGGUGGUACAGUAGCCACUGCAACUAAAAUCUUGGACAUGAUAGAGGAAGUUCAGAGCUUACAGAAGAAAAUGGAUGAAAAACAUAGUCUGACAGUCCCUCAAGGCAGGGAAUCUCUUCCAAUGCUGAGAAAUUCUGCCCGUUUGUCAUCCUUGUUUCCAUUUGCUUUGCUUCAGAGACAUUCUCUCAAGCCAGUUCUGCCCACCAGUACCUGGAAAGACUUGGAAGAUGAGGAUGACUUGGCCAAGAGAGAUGAUGAGUUUGUUGAUUUAAGUGAAGUGAUUUGACAUGACUCAAACUGAGAAAUUAAAGUAUUGGCACAAAUUUCAGUGAGAGUUGUACAUGUUAAACUUUAGGUUUAAAUGUUAUGCUGUAUCCUAACGAUGGAAUUCUUCCCUUCAAGUGUCUACAUCUGACUUCAGCCAGUAUGCUAAAAUCUUAACCUAGAUCUUUAGCACAGAAAGAACCAGCUAUCAUAAUUAAUAUUUUAUAUAGUCUGUGGAAAGACAUUGAUAAGCUUCCAUUUCAAUCUAGCAGUGUUUACUGCAGACAGAUUUUACAUGGGUUCGAGAGAGACUGCUUUGUUGUGAAAUGGCUGUUCUGUAAUAUAUGUCAAGAAAAAAAUGAAAUAUAAAAUGGCUAUCAGUCGUAA